CAGUGCGUACUGGUAGACCAUCUGGACUGGUUUGACAAGUCAACGCACCUUUUUGCUCCAACACGGACAAGAGUGAAACUUAUGUGUUCUGGUAGCUCGAGAGUGGACACUUUUCUUCCACAUCACAUCCCUAUCAUAUGUAAAAUGAAUUCCAGUAACAGAAAGCAUCUCGUCAUACUUUUGUUGUUGUUAGUGUGCACUGGCAGGACCGAUGCCUUUUUUAGGACUUUCAAAGAUUGGUAUGACAAAUUAAUACCGACACCGUCACCAUCCAACGAAGAAUGUACCAAGGAUUGGAUUUCCUUUGACGGUAGAGGAGUAGGAAAAGGUUUGAAGGCUGACCUGAAAAGCAGACUCUUUGGUCAACACAUAGCUGCAGAGGUCAUCAUGAAAGCUGUGGAUGGAUUAAUGAACAAUGACAACCCCAAGAAGCCUAUGGUCCUCUCUUUCCAUGGGAUAUCUGGGACAGGGAAGAAUUUGGCCUGUGAGCUGAUUGUAAAAAACAUCUACAAGGAGGGAAUGGACAGCCGCUUUGUCCAUUUCUUUAACGCUGCAAUACAUUUCCCACACAUCUAUGAAGUUGAGACCUAUAAGUCUCAGUUACAGCAUUGGAUCAGAGGAAACGUCACCAACUGUGCCCGUUCCAUGUUCAUCUUUGAUGAGAUGGACAAGAUGCAUGCUGGCGUAAUUGAUGGCAUAAAUCCAUUUAUGGACUACCAAUGCAAGCUGGAUGGCGUGUCAUAUUCAAACGCCAUCUUCAUCUUCCUCAGUAACAGUGGGAGUACAUUUAUCACACAGACCACUUUGGAUUCCUUGAAAGCAGGAAAAGAGAGAGAGAAACUCAAGCUGAAGGAUAUGGAGACUGCCCUUUCCCUUUCUACCCCUUUGUUCAUAUAUCGUGGGGUGAGUAACGUGGUGGACUUCUUCAUCCCAUUCCUGCCCUUGGAACGCCGGCACAUUGUCCAGUGUAUUAUGGUCCAGAUGAAAGCCAUGGACCUCAAACCAGAACAUGAGAAGGCCUGUGAAUUGGCAGACGAAAUCGUGUACUAUUUUCCUAAGGAUGAGAAAUUCUUCUCUGUCACAGGGUUGCAAGAGGAUUGCCAGCCGACUGAGAUUCUUCAUGUAAUCAAACAAGUGGUGGCGUCAGAUGUUGUGUUACACUAAUUGGCUGAAGGACUGUCAAUGGAAUAACUCCUGCCCACUGAAAACGAAAUUAACAGCUUAUUAAAGGCCAUAGUUAUCCUAUUUUGUCAACACUAAGCUUACUGAUCAAAAAACAUUGGAGAAUAUGAAAAGAUUUGGGUUGGCUCUUUCCCACAUGCCUUCAUGUCUGAAAUCAGGAGAAUAGUCUUAUGGUCUGAUACUUUAUUGUACUUUCCGAAUUGAUGUACAUUAAGUGAAAACAGUUGCCAUUGAACAAGAAGAUGAAUUACUUAAGGGAAAGCAACAAAUUGUACAGUUUAAGCUUGCAUAAUCUUUUAGUUUUCCACACAUUAAAAAAUAUUUGAUAUUUGUUAGCAACCAUGCAAUAUAUUGAGUUGAAUACAUUGGUUUGGAACAUAAUUAUUAAACAAUAUAAUGGAGGCAAAUCAGAUUUUUCCAACUGAAACUUUUAGGUUAUAAACAACAAAAAUAAAAGGAAAUUGUCAUACAUGUUGAUUGUAGUUUUCUUUGGCAUAGCAUGAUGAGUGCAAGACCCUUUUGACCUAGCCUGGAGACCAUCCUGAUCACGUGACUUUCUGUGUGUGGUCACUUGAUCAGAUGGUCCCCAGGCUAACCUUGACCUCCAUCUUAAUGGAAUACAAACACCAU
This is a messenger RNA of Gadus chalcogrammus (walleye pollock), 1812 nucleotides long. RefSeq names its product torsin-1A-like. The transcript has 5 exons. Gene Ontology annotation, molecular function: kinesin binding; ATP binding; ATP hydrolysis activity. The record is from RefSeq and is a predicted model, not a curated record. NCBI's taxonomy places the organism in Eukaryota, Metazoa, Chordata, Actinopteri, Gadiformes, Gadidae. Gene Ontology annotation, cellular component: nuclear envelope; endoplasmic reticulum lumen. Gene Ontology annotation, biological process: nuclear membrane organization; protein localization to nucleus. The coding region runs from base 82 to 1164 and encodes 360 amino acids.